Microplitis mediator is the source of this 3469-nucleotide messenger RNA. RefSeq lists its product as uncharacterized. The transcript has 11 exons. The record is from RefSeq and is a predicted model, not a curated record. The coding region runs from base 132 to 3248 and encodes 1038 amino acids. Lineage: Eukaryota; Metazoa; Arthropoda; Insecta; Hymenoptera; Braconidae. Gene Ontology annotation, molecular function: protein binding.
GUAAUAAGUAAAAUACGUAACGAGCGAGUGUAGCCUAACAAAAUUAUUAUAUCGACACAUCGGGUUUCCCGAGUGUGCUGAAAGUACGUUUAUUUUUUUUUUUUUUUAAUGGACGUUUUCCCCGACUCAUUAUGGUAUUUCGUCUGAUUGGGCAAGUGGUAGUUUUUAUUUUUUACGGACUUCUAGUAGUAGAGUGUGAUGUAAUUAUUCGAAAUCAAGACAUCUGUGGUGUCCAUAACGGGCGUCGGGUGUACCUGGAGCUCGGGGAACAGGGAAUAGUUUACGCUAAAAAUGUGUCAUCCGUUAAAAAUUUGCCAAGACAACAGCAACCAGGUUCGCGAUUGUACGCAACAAACAGUUCUCACGAGCAAUGCAGCUUGGAGCUCGUGACCUGUCCGUCCUGUGCCAUCACCGUGACGUUCAAGAGCCUGGCCUUGCCUCAUUCCUGCGGUGACAGUGGCAUGAUGAUGGACAGUCCGUGCAGGUGCGACUAUGUCUGGAUCUCAGAGCCACCUUACGAAGAUAUCUCAGGAACACCGUACUGCGGAUUGUAUGCACCGAUCACUUAUAGAUCCAGCACUCGAACUGUUUCCAUUACUCUGCUAUAUAGUCAGUCACAUAAUCACGCUUUCACAAUUGAAUAUGUCUCAGAGAGAAAUAGAGUUAAUUUAAAGGGCUGGGAUCCUACGGUUACUAAAGGAUUUAAUGGAACUGUUGGUGGUAUUCUUACGUCUCCAUUUUUUCCUGCUAGAUAUCCAAGAGAUUUAGGAAUGGAGUACGUAAUUACUUGCCCAACUGAAGCACCCUUUUGCCGGGUCCGAGUACUUUUUAGUGACUUUCAAUUGGCAACUGUUUCUAUCAUCGAGUUUUACGAUUGGAAUGGACAAAGAUUGGACGUUAGCAGUGGCGCGAGAUUCCGACCACCGAUAAUUGUAAGCUCUGGACCGUCAUUGCUGAUAAGAUUCUACGCUAACGGAGGAACUGGUCUUGGUUACAAGGCUUUCUAUUCUUAUGUAAUUGGACAUAGAUAUGACAAAGCCAUUCAGCCAAUUACUGAUUGCGGCGGAUAUGUGGAAAACUUGGGUGGCACUAUUACGAUGAUUGAUAUGGUAACUGAAGGAGUAAAGACUUAUGACUGCGUUUGGCUUAUCAGGCCCCCAAAGAAUUUUCUUCACAUGAAAACACACAUGUAUCUCAAAGUCAUCACAUUCGCAGACAUGGCUGGAAAUACCGAAUUGAUAAUUAGACAAGGUCCGACAUCAGCAUUGCUGCCGUUGGAAAUACUGAGGCACCCAGCAAGUCAACUUCUACCUCCGAGAAUGAGGGAACAUAUUACUCCAAUAGUCAAUGGGUUCCAUGUCAGCUUACGAGGAACGUUUGGCGCUAACUCUAGAGUUGCGAUCGCUUACGCAGCUUUUGGUUACAUGGACUGUUUUUCUGGAUCUGAUUUUCUAUGUCAGAAUCAUAGAUGUAUUCAGAGUCAAUUGAACUGCGAUGGAUUUGAUCAUUGUGGUGACAAUAGUGAUGAGCCAACAACUUGUCUGAGAGAUUGGGGAAUAGAACCGCGAGACGGAAAAUGGCAUAUGAAUAAAGCAAAUUACUAUUUCCCUAAAAUAGAUCGUUAUCCAGAUUUAAAAACUGCUACACUAGUAUUUGUAGCCAGUAGUUUAGGAUUAAUAAUCCUAAUUUCCGCACUGAUUGUUUUGCUGUACCGAAUGGGCGCACGGUCGCGUCAGCAACGAGAACUUCAGUCACGUCUGCAGACAAUCAGCGAACUAUUAGAUCGGACAGUCUUCGAUAUUGCAGAUGGCGCCCGGAUCGACGAGGUCGCUGUUCACGACGAACCGCCUGUUUACGAAGCGCCGCCGGGUUACGACGAAGUCAUUAAAGUUGGCUUUGAGAACGAAGGGGUUAAAUGCAAAAAAAUACGUAACUUUUUGUGGGGGUCAAGAAGCAGGAGCUCCCCUCAAUGCUCGCAAGAAUUACCUACAUCAUCAAGUUUGGUCGUAGACCUCGCAGGAGCGAGUAGAAAUCGUGAAACAAUACCAACAACAACCACGACAGUGGCACCAACUAUUACGACAGUUAAUCCCGUUGAGAGAAUCCCUGAAAGUCCACCUCCACCUUAUGUCACACCUCCUGGAAGUGUUCUAGAUAAUUACAGAAUAUGUCUAUCACGACAUAAUGUCACUCACACUUCAGUACCACUAAGCGUCCGAGGUGACCAUACGCGUCGAGCCUGGAACCGAGCUACUGAAUUACGUCGUUCACUACCAGAUCCAGACGAAGUGGCGGCAUUCCAACCUGAUGGAUCUAUUGACUACGAGGCACUUGGUGCGUAUCUUCGGAAUUACGCUCCUCGAGGGAAUGCCUCUGUUGAACCGUUUGAUUCACAGCCGAGGAGCUUGCCAGAUGUUGGUCUAAUCACGAGGCCAAAAUCCAACGGAGACUUCGCAGAGCGAGGGGACGAGGAUGCGGACAGAGGCGGGGACGGGGACGUGGAGGACGAAGUAGAAGCAACUAGCUACGACAGUCGUUGUACCAGUCUCAGUCGUAGCAGUGACAGUACCCAAUUACAUGGAUGUUCUUGUCAAGGAGCUUGCGGAUGCGCAAAUGACCACAACACAGUUGGAUCAGAAACCAAACAAAGGAGAGAUGAUAAAAAUAUUAAAGCUAAACGUACUAUUAUGAAACUACUGAAGUCUACAUCAACUUCACAGACAUCGACGAGCGUGCCAGAAGCUAGUGGACCCGAGCCGUCUACUGAAGAGUUUGAAGGCUGCAGAAGACCUUCAAUUUGUUCUGGAGACACUUACUUGUCUCUAGGGACAAUGUUUAGCACUUGUAGCAGUCCUUAUGAAUUAGAAGAACACGAUUUCACGUCAGAAACGAAUAGUAUUAUGGAAAAUAUGAGUAUACUUUCUAAAACACCAUCUCGCACGCCCGUAAGAGCUACGAGAAUCACCAUAAAUACCACGAGUGACUUUAGAUUUAAAACACGCAAGUAUGUACGUAAAUAUGCGAGUUGUGAUACUGACAGCUUUUUUGAGAGUGUCAAGGCCUUGGAUGCUUUUUUGGAAAGACGUAAUACCACAGUCGUGCAACCGAGAAACACGUCUACGGUUGCUACACUCUUUGGCACGCCGGGACAUCAUCGACGCAGAGCUUUACGAUCUCAUGGUAACCAAAAUGGAAUUUUUAAUUGCGUGCGCGGAUGGAAAUCCAGUGAUGACACUCGUUCUAAUUGACUUUUUAAAUAUUUAUUUAAUCGAUGGCUUUAUUGUUUUAACUUCAACUGAGAGGAAAAAGUAAAAUUUAUUUUUUGUUUCGAAAAAAUCUAUUACUAUUAUUUAUUUUUUGUUUAAUUUCAAUAAUUACUAAUAAAAUAUGAAUUUAUCCCACUAUUAUUGAGAAACAAAUUCAAAUAGACUCUACUGUACCUCGAAGAAAUAAAAUUAUAGUUUAUUUU